Molecule: messenger RNA, 1131 nt
Organism: Enterobius vermicularis (human pinworm)
Lineage: Eukaryota; Metazoa; Nematoda; Chromadorea; Rhabditida; Oxyuridae
Source: the annotation of a GenBank genome assembly
AUGUGUGACGAAGAAGUUGCGGCACUUGUUGUUGACAAUGGAUCCGGUAUGUGCAAAGCUGGCUUUGCCGGUGAUGAUGCACCAAGAGCUGUAUUCCCAUCUAUUGUUGGCCGACCAAGGCAUCAGGGAGUCAUGGUUGGUAUGGGUCAAAAAGACUCCUAUGUUGGUGAUGAAGCUCAGUCAAAACGUGGUAUCUUGACACUGAAAUAUCCAAUUGAGCAUGGUAUUGUCACCAACUGGGAUGAUAUGGAGAAAAUCUGGCAUCAUACUUUCUACAACGAAUUGCGUGUUGCUCCAGAAGAACAUCCAGUUCUGCUUACAGAGGCUCCACUUAAUCCUAAAGCAAACAGAGAAAAGAUGACUCAAAUCAUGUUUGAAACCUUCAAUACUCCAGCCAUGUAUGUGGCCAUUCAAGCCGUUCUUUCUCUGUAUGCUUCUGGUCGUACCACCGGCGUAGUACUUGACUCUGGUGAUGGCGUUACCCACACUGUUCCUAUCUAUGAAGGUUAUGCUUUACCUCACGCAAUUUUGCGUCUGGAUCUAGCUGGUAGGGAUCUAACUGACUACUUGAUGAAGAUCCUAACAGAACGUGGUUACUCGUUCACUACCACGGCUGAACGUGAAAUUGUUCGGGAUAUCAAGGAAAAGCUUUGCUAUGUUGCUCUUGACUUUGAACAAGAAAUGGCAACUGCUGCAUCAUCAUCCUCUCUAGAAAAGUCUUAUGAACUGCCUGAUGGUCAAGUAAUUACCGUUGGUAAUGAGAGAUUCCGUUGUCCGGAGGCUCUGUUUCAGCCUUCCUUCAUUGGGAUGGAAUCUGCUGGUAUUCAUGAAACAUCAUACAACAGCAUCAUGAAGUGUGAUAUUGAUAUCCGUAAAGACUUGUAUGCUAACACUGUCCUUUCUGGUGGGUCUACCAUGUAUCCGGGUAUUGCUGAUCGUAUGCAGAAAGAAAUCACUGCUUUGGCUCCAAGCACAAUGAAGAUCAAAAUAAUUGCUCCACCAGAACGAAAAUAUUCAGUAUGGAUUGGUGGCUCUAUUCUUGCUUCACUAUCUACCUUCCAACAGAUGUGGAUCUCAAAGCAGGAAUAUGAUGAAUCUGGACCAUCAAUUGUUCACCGCAAGUGCUUCUGA